AUGCAAUCCAUCCGACUGUCGUUCGUCGGGGCUGGCAGAGGCGGGCCCCAGCACACCAGUGCAGCGCAGGCCCGCAGGCGUGCUAAGGCAGGUCAGUCCGUCCCCAACUUUAGCGAGCAACGGCCAUCCUCGCUCUGCCAGUCCGGUGAGCGAUUCACUCCGUCAAUGGACCGUCACUUGAGUUUCUUGGACCGAUAUGCCGACCCUUGCUUCAUGCAUCCGCCAGAGAACCCACCAGGACCAACAUCGUCCCUCAUCGACCCCUUAUCCGUCGUCAGAUCCACCCUUGUUCUGCGCUGGCGUCGUCCCACUCGCGCGAUGCGAUUCACGUUUGCGUCGGUUAGGCAGAGUCUUGUUUUCUCAAACUCAACCAACGCCCUGACUCUAUGCGUCUACCACGAAUUCUUCAAAUGCCGGGACAGUUUUCGGACCCUUGGCCCCGCUCUAGACCUUAUCACCUCUCACAUUAGUGACGAUGGGCUUCGUAGAAAAUGGGUUAGAAUUUAUCACGACCCGUCAAACUCUCACAACCUUCUCACCGCCGAUUUCGCGCUGAUUAACCCUCUCAGCUCUCGUUACUCGAAAACCCUUCACCAAGAAAUCACGGCUCCUGACGACGACUGCGACAUCACUAAAUGGCCCUCACCAAUUAACAUCACGCAUACGACAUAG
This is a messenger RNA of Colletotrichum lupini, 672 nucleotides long. RefSeq lists its product as uncharacterized. Lineage: Eukaryota; Fungi; Ascomycota; Sordariomycetes; Glomerellales; Glomerellaceae. The transcript is spliced from 7 exons. The record is from RefSeq and is a predicted model, not a curated record. The coding region runs from base 1 to 672 and encodes 223 amino acids.